Psammomys obesus (fat sand rat) is the source of this 3801-nucleotide messenger RNA. RefSeq names its product zinc finger protein 260-like. The record is from RefSeq and is a predicted model, not a curated record. Lineage: Eukaryota; Metazoa; Chordata; Mammalia; Rodentia; Muridae.
CUGGCUUCUUCCAUGCCAGAAUGCAUUGACCUACAAUGAUGUGCAUGUGAACUUCACUCGAGAAGAGUGGGCUUUGCUGGAUCCUUCCCAGAGGAGUCUCUACCAAGAUGUGAUGCUGGAGACCUACAGGAAUCUCACUGCUAUAGGCUACAGUUGGGAAGAUCAUAAUAUUGAAGAGCAUUGUCAGAGUUCUAGAAGACAUAUAAGGUAUGAAAAUAGUCAUAGUGCAGACAAACCCCCUGAAGAUACUCAAUAUGACGAAGGCUUUACACAUCACAGGAGUCCCCACACAUAUGAAAGUAAGCAUAUUCGUGAGGACCGCUACGAAUCAAACCAAUAUGGUGACGCUUUUGCACAUAACAGUCAUCUAAGACAUAAAAGGACACAUAUAGGAAAGAAACCUCAUGAAUGUAACCAAUGUGGUAAAGCCUUUGCAGGUAAUAGUACUCUUAUAAUACAUAAAAAAGCUCAUACUGGAGAGAAACGUUAUGAAAGUAACCAAUGUGGCAAAGCCUUGGCAAAUGAUGGUCAUCUCCUAAGACAUAGAAGAACUUACAAUGGAGAAAAACCUUAUGAAUGUAACCAGUGCGGUAAAGCCUUUGCAUGUAACCGUGAUCUCCUAAGACAUAAAAGAACUCACACUGGAGAAAAACCCUAUGAAUGUAACCAGUGUGGUAAAGCCUUUGCAUACAACAAUGGUCUCCUAAUACAUAAAAGAACUCACACUGGAGAAAAACCUUAUGAAUGUAACCAAUGUGGUAAAGCCUUUGCACAGAGGUGUACUCUCCUAUUACAUAACAGAACUCACACGGGAGAGAAACCCUAUGAAUGUAACCAGUGUGGUAAAGCCUUUGCAAACAGGUAUACUCUCCUAGUACAUAACAGAACUCACACUGGCGAAAAACCUUAUAAAUGUAACCAGUGUGGUAAAGCCUUUUCAUCUAACCAAAAGCUCCUACUACAUAAAAGAAUUCACACUGGAGAGAAACCCUAUGAAUGUAACCAGUGUGGUAAAGCCUUUGCAUACAACUAUGUUCUCCAAAUACAUAAAAGAGUUCACACGGGAGAGAAACGUUAUGAAUGUAACCAAUGUGGUAAAGCCUUUUCACAGAACAGUCAUCUUCUAAGACAUAAAAGAACUCACACUGGAGAAAAACCUUAUGACUGUAACCAAUGUGAUAAAGCCUUUGCAUCUAACACUGAACUCCUAAUACAUACAAGAACUCACACGGGAGAAAAACGUUAUGAAUGUAACCAAUGUGAUAAAGCCUUUGCAUGUAACAGUAAUUUCUUAAGACAUAAAAGAACUCACACUGAAGAAAAACCCUAUGAAUGUAACCAAUGUGGUAAAGCCUUUGCAUGUAACAGUGAUUUCCUAAGACAUAAAGGAACUCACACUGGAAAAAAACCUUAUGAAUGUAACCAAUGUGGUAAAACCUUUGCACAGAGGUAUACUCUCCUAGUACAUAACAGAACUCACACUGGAGAAAAACCCUAUGAAUGUAACCAAUGUGGUAAAGCAUUUGCACAGAACAGUAGUCUCCAAAUACAUAAAAGAAUUCACACGGGAGAGAAACCUUAUGAAUGCAACGAAUGUAGUAAAGCCUUUGCAUAUAACAGUGUUCUCCUAAGACAUAAAAGAACUCACACUGGAGAAAAACCUUAUGAAUGUAACCAAUGUGGUAAAGCCUUUGCUUAUAACAGUGUUCUCCUAAGACAUAAAAGAACUCACACUGGAGAGAAACCUUAUGAAUGCAAUGAAUGUCGUAAAGCCUUUGCACAGAACAGUCAUCUGGUAGUACAUAAAAAAAUUCACACUGGAGAGAAAUCUGAUGAAUGUACCCAAAGUGAUAAAGUCUAUGCAUUUCAGAGUAGUCUGAAGACAACAAGAACACACCUUGGGGAAAAACCUUAUGAAUGUAAGCAGUGUGGAAUCACCUUUUUACAACAGUCUCCUAAUACAUAAUAAUCCAUGUUGCAGAAAAUCCUUAUGAACAUAACCAGUGUCAUAAAGUCUUAUCAUGUAAGAGUCAUCUUAAACAAGAACACUUAUUGGAGUGAAAUCCUAUGAAUGUAACCAAUGUGUCAAAAACUUUGCAUGCCAUAAUAAUCUCCAUGUACAUAGAAGAAUGCACACUGGAGAGAAACUUUAUGAAUGUAACCAAUGUGAUAGAGCAUUUUGACAUAAUAGUAAUCUCCUAUGACAUAAAAAAAGACAUACUGGAGAGAAGCCAUAUGAAUGUAAGCAAUGUGGUAAAGCCAUUGCAUGUAACAGUAGUCUCCUAAUACAUAAAAGAACUUACACUGGAGAGAAGUCUUAUGGAUGUAGUCAAUGUGGUAAAGCCUUUGCAUUUAACAGUCAUCUCCUAAUACAUAAAAGAGCUCACUGGAGAGAAACCUUAUUAAUGUAACCUAUGUGGUAACAUAAUUUCUCCAGGAGGGAUACAUUUCUUAAACAUUCCCAAAUAAUACCACCAACUGAGAAGGAUUCAUUCCUCUGACUUCAAACGUACGUGUUUCAUUUCUGUCACAUGAAAGAAUUCAUGAUGAAGAAAACUUUUAUAGAUAAGCCUGUAGUUGCCUCAACACCUGAGUUCAGUAAUGAAUGCUUAUAUAAGUAAAACAUUCAUGAGUAAACAUAUAUUUGUUUAAGAAUUUGUUUUUCCAUUAUGUGAUAACAGUUUGUCUUUGUGUUUCAAUGUGACUGUCCAUUCUAGUUUCCAUGAAGACCAGACCUUAUUGUCUGGUCUUUCUGAGACCAGAUCUUCUCAUACCAGGAAUUCUAGAAAGUUGUCAAAAACCUUACCUAGGUCCUGGGAAUGAACUUGUCUUAACUACAAAGCGAUGUCUCUAGUACUGUAAAUAUCUUAUAUUAUCAUAUCAGGAAGUAGAAAAGAAUUCAUAGAAGAGAGCAACCCUAUUCGUACAAAAGAGUUGAUUACUUUGUACAUAAUAAAUGUAUCCAUUUUCAAGAAAAGAAACUUGUUUGUAUCUGUUUUUAUCAUAGCCUUGGAGGAAGUAAAUUAUUUACCAUGUUCCCUUAAAUGUAAUGGAGGAGAUCACCAAUUGUGAUUGUGGUUUGAAUUAUGAACAUUGGAGUAGGGAUUGAAUUUGCUGUAUGUGUAGCAAAUCCAUUCACAGAAGUUUAUGUGGUUGUUCUGAUAUUCCUUCUGUGGUGGCUGUUCAGAUCCUAAUGCAUUUCCACUUGGUGAAAGGUAUUUUUCUGUGCAAUGUAUAGAAUGGGAUCCCCAUCAUCUAUGUGGUUCAUUGCUUAUUUAUAUUAGGUAGUGUGUGAUCAUAGUUUUGGAGGAAGGGUCUCUGAGAAUGUGUGGUAUUUUUUUUAUGUUUUCACAAAUUUAUUUAAAAUGUUUGUUUUUAAGCCUUGCUUGGAUAUCUAUAAUUAAUAAAUGCUUAAUAGUAUGUGUGUGUGUAUAUGUAUGUAUAUAUUGUUUGAAGUUCCAUGUUUCUGCAUGUUCCCAUAUUUACUAUAUGGGACAUAAUCUUGAAGUACUUCCUCUUAGUAGAGGUGCUAGUUAAUGUAACAGCAACAAGAUUUAUUUCAAAAAAGCAUGUUGUGUGUUUAGUGGACUAUUCAUUCUUAGGCUAUGACAGAUGUAUGAAGAGUGAGACACUGUGGGGUUUAUUUUGGUCAUGCUUAUAUGAUUUUCAAGGUUAUGUUGUCAGUUUUGCAUACCACAAUCUCUUCCCACUGAGCUCAUUGAGAUGCAUAAAACUUAGUUGAAACAUUACAUCAGUACAAUAUUGUCUUUUAUUCAGAGUAUGAAUAUAUUUUCAUCUGAG